ACCCUCGGAUGGGUUUAUUUUAUUUUAAUACAGUGUAGUGUGAUGUUAAGAGUCCUGGGUUCUAAGAUUAGAUCUGGGCUAUAGUCCUGGCUCCACCGGUUAUUUUUUGUGCGUCAUUGCGGAAGCGAUUUACUCUCUCUGAUCGUCAAUUUGCUCGUCUCAAAAACGUGAGUACUCAUAGGACGACAAUGUGUGGAUUAAAUGAGAGGACACAGCAGGAGAGCAGUGGGAUACAUACCUCAAAUUCUCCUAAAAAGACCAGACUUAAUGGUCUGACUGAGACUAGAAGGACCCCAGAGGUCAUGGUCCCCAGACAUGAACCAUUCCCAAAGCCAACUCUUCAGACAGGGAUUGGACUGGACCGAAAGAUAGGAAAUGAUAUUGGUGAGGAGCGGACUUCUUGGCUCAAGUAGACACAUGACACUAUGUGGGCAGCUCCUGUCUGGUGGGGAGAUGAGAAGGCAGAGGGGGACAGAAGCUGGCUGAAUGGACACAGGGAAUACAGGAUGGAGAGAAGGAGUGUGCUGUCUCAUUAGGGGGAGAGCAACUAGGAGUAUAUAGCAAGGUGUAUAUUUGAGAGACUGAGUUGAUUUGUAAACUUUCACUUAAAACACAAAAAAAAUAAAAAAUAAGAGAAUACAUACAAAGUAUAGUGCAGGCGCAUAGUAAACAACAAGCCUGUGUUAGCUAUAAUUGUAACGGUACUCUGCAAACACUUCUAUUGUAACAUGGUAUUGUUAUUGCAGCAUUUCUUUACUAUGACUGAGUAGCUCUAGGAUAAAGACCUAUUUUUUAUCCUUUAGCAUAUUACCUGCCCCAUGCUAUUUCUGUCAGCAUUCCUUAGAGUGAAUAAAUGAAUGUAAGAAUGAAUACAGGAACCAUACUUAACAACGUGAAAAAGUAAAUGAAGAAGGGCGGACUAUAGUAUUGUCAUUUGGAGGGAAAACACCUGCCUGUACCUGUGUGUGUAUGUGUGUAGAGCUGCUGUUGCAAACUGCAUUCAUGAGCAACGUGGAUAUGGGGCUUGAGCAGAAUCUCCAGGGAUAAAAUUUGGGAGCAGUACAGCUGGACUUGAAACACAGGUCCAGGGGACCAAUUUGGCAUAGAAGGUUUAAGGGAACGACUCAGUUUUUUGUUAGAUUAAGAACUGAAAGGAAGAGCUCUUUUUUUUCUCUCUCUCUGCCUAUAGAAAAGUAUUUUUUCUCACUAGAACUCAUGAAAGCCAACAGAGAAAUGAAGCGCCUUUAUGUGGGUGGCCUUAGCCAGGCCAUUUCCCAGGCUGACCUGCAAAAUCAGUUCAGUAGAUUUGGAGAAGUUUCUGAUGUGGAGAUCAUCACACGAAAAGAUGAGCAAGGAAACCCACAGAAAAUCUUUGCGUACAUCAACAUCAGGGUGGCAGAAGCAGACCUGAAAAAAUGUAUGUCUGUUUUAAAUAAAACAAAAUGGAAAGGUGGAACACUGCAAAUUGAGCAAGCAAAAGAAAGCUUUUUGCACAGAUUGGCCCAAGAGAGAGAAGAAGCAAAAGUAAAAAAAGAAAAUUCAAGACCAGGCAACACUGACUUGUUAAAAAAGAUGAGAGCGGUUGAUUUGCAUGUGAAAGCUGUGCCAGGAACAGAAGUACCAGGGCAUAAAAAUUGGGUUGUGAGUAAAUUUGGAAGAGUUUUACCUGUCCUUCACCUUAAGAAUCAACAUAAACGUAAAUGGGGUAACAUCAUAAAAUAUGAUCCCUCAAAAUACUGCCACAACCUGAAGAAGAUAGGGGAGGAUUCCAUAAAUGCCAUCCCAGUAACCAGCCUCACUUGGAAAUUGGAAGGAGGGAAUGAUCCUAUGAGUAAGAAACGACGAGGAGAGUUUUCUGACUUUCACAGCCCUCCCAAGAAGAAAAUAAAAGUGCAGUGUGGUGAGGGUGCUGCUGGGCCUCUGGCUGUGCGCCCAAGACACAGUUCGGUGGUGGACAGUCCACUCUUAAUACAGCAACAGGCUGCACAAAACACACCUCGUGAUUCCAUCAGUCUUUGUAAAUCACCCUGUGUACCUAAUUCUUAUCAUCAGAAACCUAAAAAUGUACCUUUUCAGACUUGUGGCUUGGAAACUGCCCGAAACAAAAAUAGCAUGUCUGAUGAUGAUAUCGAUUCUGAAGAGGAGUUAAGAGCAGUGAUUGCAAGAGAGGAAAGCUUACAGAGAGCUACACAGUCCUCAGUAAAAGAACCUGAAAACGAUCCCUUUGUAGUUGUCAGGGAUGAUUUCAAAUCAGAUGUUCACAAACUUUACCUUUUACCAAGUUUAGGUAUCAAAAAUAAGGUCUCUUGCCAGGUGAAUAAUGAUAAUGUUAUAGGAAAUGAUUGUGCCUAUGAUUCAGAAGAUACAGAUGAAAUCAUUGCGAUGAAAAAAAACGUUGGUAAGGUACAAAGCAGCACAGAAUUUUUGAAUAGAGAAAAAUCUGUAUGCGAGAAAGCUUCUUUGAAAGACAGAAAAGGCUGUGAGUUUUCUGAGGAUUCUGUUAAAAUACAAAAGAGAAAAAAAAAAGCAGAGUUAGCAGUCAGUAGUGGGGUUAGGUUUCUUAAUUGUAAAUCUCCAUCUGGCUCCAGUGACAGUGAAGAUGCUGCUUCUGUGUCAGAAUCAGCUGAGUCCGAAGGAGACGAGGAGUAUAACGCCUUGAUGAAAAACUGUCUCCGUGUCGACCUCACUUUAGCUGAUUUGCAACAGUUGGGUUGUAGCGAUGCAGAGGCUCCAAGAGAAAGUACUGCAAGUGAUAGCCAGGAAACCACCACCAGCUGCCAGUUUGUCAGGGCCUCCAAGGGCCGCAAGGGUCCUGACAAUCCCCGUAGAGGCAAACGGUGCAUUCACCCUGAAGACAUUGUGGCCUCUCUUUUAGAAGGAGAAAAGAACACCUGUAGUAAACAGAAACCAAAGGAAAACAAAUUCCAGGCUUUCAAGGGCAUAGGCUCUCUCUAUGGAAAGGAAUCUAGGAAAAACUCACUGAAAGAGGGUGUUGCCUCUAACAAUAUUAAUAAGGAUCAGGAUUCUUUGAAACUUGAGGAUCCCAGUAGCAUUUCCAUGGAAAAGAGGCCCUCGUAUGCUGAUGGCUCAUCAAGAGAACUGACUCCAUGCCAACACACAAAGAAGGCAAAUAGCCCAAACCAUACUGAGCCUCAAAACAGACAGACCACUUUUGAGAGCCAGGAUCCCAAGGUGGUAUCUGCAAGCAAUUCAGAAAAGGAAAGUAGAAGUACUACCUCUAGUCUGUUGCCAUUAACAGGUAAGAAAUCCUUAAGUCUUGGUGCAAAGAUUCACAAGAUAGACUUUGACAAAGAUGGUCGCCAUAGUAACCCAAAGAUAGAAGAUGGUUCAGAGGAGGAGAGGGCUGAUUCAUGCAGCCUUACAUCUGAGAAGCCACCAAAGGUCUCUUCCGGGAAAGACAGGCCCAGCUCUGUGUUCAGUAAAAAGGCUCAGGACAGCAGAAGUGAUUUCCCACACCCUGUCAGUAAUCCAUCUGAGGAUAGGCAUGCCCAGGAUAACCAGAAGCGUUUGGCAGCCUUAGACGCAAGGCAGAAAGCAAAAGAAAUACAAAAGAAGCUGGUUCAUAAUGCUCUGGCAAAUUUGGAUGAUCAUUCAGAGAUCAGGCCAACACACAUCGUCUUUGGUUCUGACAAUGAAAGUGAAACAAAAGAGACAGAUGUUCAGGAGCAAAGCAAUCCCAGACAGGAGCUUGGGAAGGAGUCCAUUUAUAAAGCAUCUGGGAAGCUAUUUGAUAGCAGCAACGAAGAGGAAUCUGAUUCCGAAGAUGACAGUAACAGGUUUAAAAUCAAACCUCAGUUUGAAGGCAGAGCUGGACAGAAGCUCAUGGAUUUGCAAUCUCGCUUUGGCACUGAUGACAGAUUUCGCAUGGACUCUCGAUUUCUAGAAAGCGACAGUGAAGAGGAACAGGAAGAGGUAAAUGAAGAGAAAACUGCUGAAGAAGAAGUGCUUGCUGCAGAAAAAAAGAAAGCACUGGAUGUUGUGCAAAGUGUUUUGCACAUCAACUUGAACAAUUCUACAAGCAAAGGAUCAGUAACUGUUAAGAAAUUUAAGGACAUCAUACAUUAUGAUCCAACAAGGCAUGACCAUGCCACUUUUGAAAGAAAAAGAGAUGAUGAACCAAAAGAAAGUAAAUCAAAGCGAAAGAAGAAAAGGGCAGAAUGUGAGAAGCUUCCUGAGGUGUCAAAAGAAAUGUAUUAUAACAUUGCUGCCGAUUUGAAAGAAAGACUCCAGACGACAAAAGAUAGCAGUGAAAAGAAAGAAAACAUACCCUGGAAUGCAGACUGUGAUGGAGACAAAACAGAAAUACAUGACCCUACACCUCUAAAGAAUGGGAUCGAGGAGCCAGCUGGGUUUACAUUUUCCUUUUUUGAUUCAGAUGCUAAAGAUGUAAAGGAAGAGACCUAUAGAGUUGGAACAGUGAAACCUGGAAAGAUUGCCUGGCAGGAAAACCCUCGUUCUCAAGAUACCAGCUCAGAAGAGGAAGAUACGACUGAAGUAGUAGAUCACAGAAAGCCCAGUCCUGGAGAAGUAUCAUUACCUGAGAAAGAGAACAAUAGAUUUUUCUUUUUCUGUAAGGAUGAUGAAAGACUUCAUGGUUCUGGCUUGUUCUGGAAAGGAGCAGGAAGUGAUACGAGCAGGAAUUGUUGGGAGGCCCGAACAAAUAACCUGCGUAUGGACUGUCGGAAGAAACAUAAAGAUGCAAAAAGAAAAGUGAAACCAAAAUAAUAAAUAUUACCAUCAGUUAUGACAUUAGUUAUGAUAUUGAAUGUGAACAGACUCAACUAAGGAAAUUGACCCAGAAAAUAAUUUUAGAUGGGAAAGAAGAAAUUUUAGAAUGAAGAACAUCCAAAUUCUGGUUAAUGGAAUAUCAUCCUGGUUGCCAUCUUUUUUCUGUGGAACUCCACUGUACUUCUUUCUAAGUAAUUACUUUAAAAAAAUUAAACUGAACUUUUUUUAUUGAAGCCUAAGAUAGAUCCCCAGAAUACCUUUCAACUUUUUGUAUGGAAUCUCUUUGCCUUCCAUCCUCAAUAAUUCAUAGGUAUCUUCUGAUGUAAGCCUUACAUGAAACCUUUAUUUAAUAAGUGGGUCAAAGUACUUGUGUUUUCCAUGUUAGGCUUUAUGUGAAUUAUAGGCUGUUCGAAAUACUUAUUUCUGUUUGUACCAAAUAUACCUUAUCUCCAUUUUGUCAUUUCUUUUUAUUAAACAGUCUAGUUACAAGUCAA
This is a messenger RNA of Loxodonta africana (African savanna elephant), 5243 nucleotides long. It is a transcript of the gene NOL8, whose product is annotated as nucleolar protein 8. Gene Ontology annotation, cellular component: nucleolus. Gene Ontology annotation, biological process: protein localization to nucleolus. The record is from RefSeq and is a predicted model, not a curated record. The transcript is spliced from 16 exons. Gene Ontology annotation, molecular function: RNA binding. Lineage: Eukaryota; Metazoa; Chordata; Mammalia; Proboscidea; Elephantidae. The coding region runs from base 1216 to 4746 and encodes 1176 amino acids.